AUGCAGUUUCUCUUGCACGCACUUCUUAUUUCAACAUUUGCGUUCGAACAGGUAUUCGCCGCUAAGAAAGAUCCCCCUCUUGUUCCCAUUGAGGAUCCUUUCUAUCUACCACCUGAUGAUGAUUCCUGGAAAAAUUCAACUGGAGAGGUUCUAAGAAAACGUGAGGUCAUCGUCGCCAACGUGAUUACCGGGACAAAGAGCAACGCUAAGGCGUAUCAACUACUAUAUUCUACCAAAGAUAUGGACGGAAACCCAGACGCUUCAGUCACCACCGUCAUUGUCCCGGUUAGACCAAAUAAAAAGCGGGUCAUCUCGCUUCAGAGUGCAUAUGAUUCCCCGGACACCAAUUGCGCCCCCUCGUAUGGGCUUCAACACCAGGCUGAAGGCUGGGGUAAAACUAUGAAUCGGCUCAAUCUUGCAUUCUUGACACCAUAUUUGAUAGCUGGCCCGAUUUUGAACAUUCCGGACUAUGAGGGUUCCAAUGCGGCCUUUGCUGUUGGCCCGCAAAGUGGUUAUCAGACUUUGGAUUCUAUCAAGGCGGCUUUGUCUUUGGAGUCGAGGGAGUAUACUGGAAUCGAAGAAGAAGCAAAGGUCAUCAUGGUUGGAUAUUCCGGCGGCGCCCUAGCGACCGAGUGGGCCACUGAAAUGAAAGCAUGGUACGCAGAGAGCCUGCCUAUCAUUGGUGCCGUGAUUGGCGGUGCGCCUACGAACAUCACCAGCACCUACCACAAUGUCAACGGUGAAACGCUGGCUGGGCUCAAUGUCUGGGCCAUGCUGGGAAUAAUGAAUGCUUAUCCCAAUAUGAAUGAAUGGAUGCGCGAAGAUCUACGAACAGAUUCCUAUCAAGAUAAAAGAUUUCUCUUAGAGCUGACAUCGUGCUCCUAUGGCAGCCCGGCGCUUGCUCAAGGCCUGCAAUUCGCAAAUAUCUCCGCAAUGUUCAAACAUGGUGACCACUUUUUGACCGAGUUCAGCGGAAUUCUGGAUACGAUCGGCGUCAUGGGACAAAAUAUUACCGAGCAAAAUAAUCCGGGAUACCCUCUUGCUUUCUUUUAUGGAACAGAAGAUGAGGUUACUUACCCGCUUGAAGAUACCCAAAAGCUGAUCGCCAGGUGGAAAACAGAAGGUAAAGUGGAAAAGGUCUCGGAUUGGCCUCUGGAUGGUAAAGACCAUACAACUGCUUUAUUUCCGGGAAUGGUCAAAGCGUUCGGGUGGAUGCAAUGCCAUUUCAAGGAGGUCGAGGAAGGCGACGAUGGGCAUUGUGACGAAGAAUCGUCCGAAGAUGCAACAGGCUAUCAAAACCAAAUGUCUUUCUCGUCCAGUCAGGAGCUACGAUGA
Molecule: messenger RNA, 1335 nt
Organism: Penicillium waksmanii
Lineage: Eukaryota; Fungi; Ascomycota; Eurotiomycetes; Eurotiales; Aspergillaceae
Product: putative lipase
Exons: 1
Coding region: 1-1335 (444 amino acids)
Biological process (GO): lipid catabolic process
Molecular function (GO): triacylglycerol lipase activity
Source: RefSeq, a predicted model, not a curated record